This is a messenger RNA of Limulus polyphemus (Atlantic horseshoe crab), 2024 nucleotides long. Its product is annotated as MFS-type transporter SLC18B1-like. Gene Ontology annotation, biological process: transmembrane transport. Gene Ontology annotation, molecular function: transmembrane transporter activity. The record is from RefSeq and is a predicted model, not a curated record. The coding region runs from base 172 to 1602 and encodes 476 amino acids. NCBI's taxonomy places the organism in Eukaryota, Metazoa, Arthropoda, Merostomata, Xiphosura, Limulidae. The transcript has 14 exons.
GUUUGGCGUGUUUCUUAAGAGCUCUAUCAUUUUCAAGCUGUUGGUCGAGUAUUUCCAAGGACUGGUACGUUGAAAAGAGGUUGAAUAGAAUUCUUUCAUUCUAAAGUUCACGGAAGAAUUGAUAAGAGAACAGAGGUUAAUUUGUGUUAUAACCUACCUGUUAUAUCAGCGAUGCCGAGAAAAGAAAACCCGUCUUCAAUCGAGCAUUCGCAGCGUUUCAGUACAAAGUCGCAAAACACAAAAGAUAAAUUCGCUUGUGAAAAUUUGUACACAGAUGGAACACCAGCCUCUGAAAUUGGGAGUAUGGAAAAGUAUGAAGAAGUUACAAGGAAAAGAAAUAAAACUGAGGCAAUAAAAGGGAAAAUCAGAUCAUUUUCCAAACAUCAGUUCUAUGUCCUUGCCACUUUGUGCUACGGGAAUUUCUGUAUAGCUGCAUGCGUUUCUUUACAAGCUCCAUUUUUUCCGAGAGAGGCAGAAGAGAAAGGUGCGACGCCUUCUCAAUACGGACUGGUUUUUGGGGUGUUUGAACUAACUAUAAUUGUAGCAUCUCCAAUAUGCAGCAAGCUGUUAUCUCACGUGUCUCCGAACUUCUUGAUUAGUGCAGGCUUGUUCUUCUGUGGAACAACAACAAUUCUUUUUGGACUCAUAGAUCGUGCUCCUAGUGGAACCCCAUUUAUUGCUCUCUCCUUCACCAUCAGAAUUGUGGAAGGUUUGGGCUCUGCAUCGUUCAUGACUGCAGCUAAUGCUGUGUGUGCAGGAGAAUUUCAUGAUCAAGUAGCCAUGGCUUUGUCAACUCUACAUUCAUUUUUUGGCAUAGGACUAAUUGUUGGUCCGACUCUUGGAGGUGGUCUAUAUCAGGUAGGAGGAUUUUCAUUGCCUUUUGCGGUUCUUGGAAGUUUAUUACUCCUGGGUAUAGCGCAAGUGUUUUUCUUCUUACCACAGACGGAGUGGAGCAAAGAAGAAAAGUCUGGUGAUUUUUUUAAGCUUCUGGCAAAUUUUGGAAUAAUCGCAAAUUCAUUAGUAAUAAUUUCGUCGCUCCUUUCCAUUGGAUUUAAUGUAGCUACUCUGGAACCACACUUACGCCAGUUUGACUUAAAGGGAGGUGUUUUAGGGACCAUCUUCAUUAUUAACGGAGGAAUUUACGCUUUUACUACCCCAAUAUUUGGGUGGAUAUGCGAUAAAGGAGUUUCCCCUAAACUUUUGUGUAUGUUUGGCAGUUUUCUGAGUGCUUUAAGUUUUCUGUUUAUUGGGCCAGCACCAUUUCUCUCUUUCUCUCCUGAACUUUGGCUGAUCGUAAUAUCACUUCUCAUCUUGGGAUUAGGAUUAUCAGCCAAGAUUGUACCAGCGUUUUAUUGCGCUCUGAGGGAAACAAUUAAACUUGGAUUUCCUGACGAUUUUUCAACAAAGGCCUUAGUGUCAGCCAUAUUUUCUUCAUCUAUAUCUAUUGGGGCAUUUAUUGGACCAACUCUAGGCGGUUAUCUUCUGGAACACUUUGGUUACAGAUCGGCAACAGUAAUAAUCUUUAUUGAAGAAUGUGCAAUGUUACUACUCCUGCUAAUUCAAGUCAAGAGCGAAAAGAGAACCUUUACAAGAAAAACAUAAUUUAUUCGACUCUGAGAGAAACGUUCCAUCCAGCUAUUGAAAGUUUAGAAGUCUGAAGUUUUUACAGAAGAUAUUGUUGUUAAUAUCACUUUUCAAUAAAUUUACUAUUUCGUAGACUUUUUAUUUAUCUUCUGCCAACAAACCAUAAUUAUGUUUAGAAAUUCGCCUUUAAUUUUUUUUAUUUCGAAAAAUAAUUUGAAUAUAUCGAGUUAGUUCUUAUGUAACCUAUCUGCUUUUUGCCUAUUUAGUUCUUGUAUAACCUUCAUGCUUUUAUAGACUGUAGUGUGAAAUGUAUCAUACCAUAAUAAACCUUGAAAUUGACAAAUCAUACAUCGUGAUUAGCUAAAACUGCAAGAUUUAAUUGUGAAUUUUUCUUUUUCUUACUUGUAUCUGUAACUGAAAUAGUAAAGAAUGUUACAAAA